AUGAGCACCCGCUUUCAUAACUAUCUCUCAGUCUGUUCUCUCUCUCUCUCUAUCCAUAUCCAUCUAUCUAUCUAUCUGCUUUUGUUCAUAAUUAAUAUAUUCGGCGCAGUUGCAAAGCCUGUUUUCUUUUUUAUUCCUUUUCCUCUCUUAAUAUUUUUUCAUUUUUUUUUCAAUUAUAAUCCACUCUUUCUCUUUCUCUCUCACUGUCUUUCACCUUUCUCUCUCUCUCUCUCUCUCUCUCUCUCUCUCUCUCUUUAUAUUAAUCUCUUUCCAUUUCUCUCUCUUAAUCUCUUAAUCUCUCUCCUCCAUUCUCACAUUAACGUUCUUCUUUUAAUCUCUUACAUUCUCCUUUUUCAUACUUUCUCUCUCUCUCUCUCUCUCUCUCUCUCUCUCUCUCUCUCUUACAGCCACUAUCACAUCAUCUCCGACUCUUUCUCUAUCAAUUUCUACCUUUUUCUCUCAUUCCCACUCAGCCUCUGUUACAGUCUCGUUCCAUUUCUCCCUCUCUCUAUCGAGUUCGCCCUUUCUUUCGAAAUCUCACUCUCUCAUAAUUUCUCUCCGUUUAUCUCUCUCCCUCUCUCUCAGUCAUUCUUUCAAUCUCUUACUAUCACACUACCUAUUUCUCUUAACUUCUUUCAUUAUCUCUCUCCCAGCUUCUCUCUCAAUGUCUCUCAGCCUCUCUCUCUCUCUCUCUCUCUCUCUCUCUCUCUCUCUCUCUCUCACCCUUCCUCAUUCUCUCGGUUUUAUUCUCUCAUUCUCUUAACCUUCUUUUACCCUUUCUCCUCCUUUCACAUUUUUUAUCAUUUAUAUCUAUCUUUCCUUCACAUUCAAUUUUUCUCUCCAUUUUUUCCUUUUCUUUUCCUUUCAUCUUCUUUUUUCCGUCUUUUCUAUUUUCUUUCCUUCUUUUACGUUCUUCUUUUAUUCUCUUUCUUUUUCUCCCUUCCCUCUCUUUCACUUUUCUUACACUCUUUCAUUUUUUUCCUUCUGUUCCACUUUUUAGUUGUUAAGCUUUCCUAA
This is a messenger RNA of Acanthosepion pharaonis, 1017 nucleotides long. NCBI's taxonomy places the organism in Eukaryota, Metazoa, Mollusca, Cephalopoda, Sepiida, Sepiidae. The record is from the annotation of a GenBank genome assembly.